Molecule: messenger RNA, 2129 nt
Organism: Ananas comosus (pineapple)
Lineage: Eukaryota; Viridiplantae; Streptophyta; Magnoliopsida; Poales; Bromeliaceae
Product: glucose-6-phosphate isomerase 1, chloroplastic
Exons: 14
Coding region: 65-1912 (615 amino acids)
Biological process (GO): glucose 6-phosphate metabolic process; glycolytic process; gluconeogenesis
Cellular component (GO): cytosol
Molecular function (GO): carbohydrate derivative binding; glucose-6-phosphate isomerase activity; monosaccharide binding
Source: RefSeq, a predicted model, not a curated record
AGCCUCCCCCCCCCCCCCCCAUCGUCUUCUACGGCUCGCUCUCGAGCUCUCUCGUUCGAUUUCCAUGGCGUCGAUCCCCGGGGUAUGCGCCCCUUCCUCCACCCUCGGCCCCCGCCCCUCCCGAACCCUCCGCCCCGACGCCGCCUCCCUCCUCGUCGCCCCCUCCGGCCGCCUCCGCCGGUUCCGGCCGCCGCACUCCGUCGCCGACCUAUCCCGCUCCUCCGCCUCCUCCUCCGGCGGGUCAAACUUCGCUCCCAUCGAGAAGAAGCCCGGGGGCGUCGACAAGGACCCGAUCCGCCUCUGGAAGCGCUACGUCCGCUGGUUGUACCACCACAAGGAGCUGAAGCUGUAUCUGGACGUGAGCCGGAUCGGGUUCACCGACGAGUUCGUCGAGCGGAUGGAGCCGCGGUUCCAGGAGGCGUUCCGGGCGAUGCAGGAGCUCGAGAAGGGAGCGAUCUCGAACCCGGACGAGGGGCGGAUGGUGGGCCACUACUGGCUCAGGAGCCCUAUGCUCGCGCCGACCGAGAUCCUGAGGUCGCAGAUCGAGAACACGAUUGAUGCCAUCUGCAAAUUUGCGGACGACAUCAUCAGUGCUAAGAUUAAGCCGCCAUCCUCUACAGCUGGUUGCUUUACCCAGAUACUUUCUAUCGGAAUUGGAGGUUCAGCUCUAGGGCCGCAGUUUGUUGCCGAGGCAUUGGCUCCUGACAAUCCUCCUCUAAAGAUAAGAUUUGUUGACAAUACAGACCCAGCCGGUAUUGAUCAUCAAAUUGCACAACUUGGAGCGGAACUCGCCUCAACUCUUGUAAUUGUAAUAUCUAAGAGCGGAGGUACCCCUGAAACUCGAAAUGGUCUGUUAGAAGUACAGAGAGCUUUCCGCAAAGCUGGACUGAUUUUCUCAAAACAGGGUGUUGCAAUCACUCAGGAGAAUUCUUUAUUAGACAAUACUGCAAGAAUAGAGGGUUGGUUAGCAAGAUUUCCUAUGUUUGACUGGGUGGGAGGUAGAACCUCAGAGAUGUCAGCAGUUGGUCUACUUCCGGCUGCACUACAGGGUAUCAAGAUCAAAGAAAUGCUUGCUGGUGCAGCCUUGAUGGAUGAGGCAACUCGGACUACUGUGCUUAAGGAUAAUCCAGCAGCCUUGCUUGCUAUGUGUUGGUACUGGGCUUCUGAUGGUGUGGGAUCUAAGGAUAUGGUUGUGCUUCCUUAUAAGGACAGUUUACUACUUUUUAGUCGGUAUUUGCAACAAUUGGUCAUGGAAUCUCUUGGAAAAGAAUUUGAUCUUGAUGGGAAUCGGGUUAAUCAAGGGUUAACUGUGUAUGGAAAUAAAGGAAGCACUGAUCAGCAUGCCUAUAUUCAACAGCUAAGAGAAGGCGUCCAUAACUUUUUUGCUACUUUCAUUGAAGUAUUACGGGAUAGGCAUCCUGGUCAAGAGGAGGAGCUUGAGCCAGGUGUUACAUGUGGUGACUACUUGUUUGGAAUGCUUCAGGGUACCCGUUCAGCUCUCUAUGCAAAUGAUAGGGAAUCAAUUACAGUAACUGUGCAAGAAGUAAAUCCUACUUCUGUAGGAGCUCUUAUUGCACUUUAUGAACGAGCUGUUGGGAUAUAUGCUUCCCUCAUCAACAUUAAUGCUUACCAUCAGCCUGGCGUAGAAGCAGGAAAAAAGGCAGCAGGAGAAGUUUUGGCUCUUCAAAAGAGGGUCUUGGCUGUUCUCAAUGAGGCCAGCUGCAAAGAGCCUGCUGAGGCGCUGACGCUCACGGAAAUCGCUGAUCGUUGCCAUGCCACUGAAGAUAUUGAGAUGAUUUACAAGAUAAUUGCGCACAUGGCUGCGAAUGAGAGAGCACUUAUCGUGGACGGCAACUGUGGUUCACCUCAGGGCAUCACUGUUUAUGAUACACAGUGCGAAGCACUCGAGUAAAAUGGUAAAGCUUUAUCAUUCACUAUUGUGUGUAACAGUCAAAUAAUAAGAAGAGAUUCACUAAAAUAUAAGACUCGGGGAAUGCUGCAUGAGGCACGGGCCACUUGAAUGCUACUGAAAGGGAAAAGAAAACUAUGGAUUUUGUGACCAUUGGCGGUGGCAUGACUUAAUAAUUUGUUUUAAUUGAUAGUUGCCCUCUCAAUUUAUUUGUUCAUCA